AUGGCCUCGUCGACCUCUCAGGACAGUGUCGGGGUCGCUGAGAAGGAUCCAACAAGAGCUCUGACUGCGAGCCCGACCCAAUUUACCGAUAGCGAAGACGACCCGGUCACCAAUGGCCACACCAACAUCCCACAGGCAGGAAGUGACCACGACGGCACGGACGAGGGAGAGAGCUACGAUGGUUCAGAUGGGGAAGAAGAAGAAGACGACUACGACGAAGACGACGAAGACGACGAUGAAGAACCUGCUCUCAAAUACGAACGAAUAGGUGGUUCCGUGCCCGACUUAUUCAGAAAGGAUUCUGCCUCCUCCCUGGCCGUCGCGAACAAGCUUAUGGCUCUUGGCACCCAUAAUGGCAUAGUGCAUAUCCUCGACUUGAGUGGUAAUCGAAUCAAGUCGUACAAACCACACAUGGCAUCUGUGGUCGACAUUUGCAUGGAUUCAUUGGCUGAGUUCGUGGCUACUGCUUCUAUCGACGGACAGGUAGUGAUUCAUUCACUGUCCUCGAAGGAAUCUUAUGCGUUCGACAUGAAACGGCCGAUGCGUACCAUUGCUCUUGAGCCCAACUUCGCGAAGAGUAGUUACAGGUCUUUUGUCUGCGGAGGACUAGCCGGCACCCUCGUCUUACAUGAAAAGGGGUGGCUAGGGCACAAGGAAACUGUUCUGCACUCGGGGGAGGGGCCGAUAGGGCAAGUUAGAUGGAGAGGAAGGCUGAUCGCCUGGGCAAACGACUUGGGUGUCAAAAUCUACGACACAACCCCGCGCGCGGACCUGUUCAAGUGCACCCUCCAUUGGCAGGACGACUCGACACUCAUAAUCGCCUGGGCAGACUACAUCAAAGUCGCUCGCGUCCGCGCUCGCCCUCCUACAAAUGAAGCUUCCUCCAAAGCUGGCCUUCCUCCUCUUAUCGUUGAAAUUACCGCUGCGCUUCAACUGGAAUGCAUGAUAUCCGGCAUCGUACCACACGAAGUCCUACACACGGCGCCGACCCCCUUGCCAGAAUUAGGGACAGACAAACUCACCGUGCACCGAUCCAUGUCGUUAACAUCUUUCCUCAUCUUGGCAUACACCCCGCCGGACACGUCAUUCACGGAUGAAAUGACAGAGGAUCGAGCGCAGCAGGCGAAGAAAGCUGCCGAGCGCCCCGAACUCCAGAUCAUCUCUCGAACCGGAGAAGAGUUGGCUACGGAUGCGCUAACUGUAUCUGACUACCACAGGUGGGGUUGUAAUGACUACGUCCUCGCGGAUGUCCUGGACACUGCAAAUCCUACAGCCGACGUUGGAGUAGGCAAGAGCUAUGUUGUGAUGAGCCCUAAGGAUAUAGUCUUGGUCAAGCCUCGAGAUAGGCGUGAUCACGUUGCUUGGUUGGUUGAGCGGAAGAGGUACGAAGAAGCACUGGAGGCUGUCGAGCAGAUCGAGGCUAGCGGUGAGGCGAUUACCGACAAGGUAGAGGACGCGGUUACUACAUCAUCGAUAGGGCAGAGGUACAUUGAACAUCUGAUGCACGAGGGCGAAUUCACGAAAGCCGCGAAGCUAUGUCCAAAGGUUUGCGGGCAGGACGUGCAUCGCUGGGAGAACUGGAUACUCCUCUUCGCAGACAAGGAAGAACUCCAGGCCGUGAUCCCGUAUGUGCCUACAGACUCCCCCAGAUUGAGCCACUUGGUAUACGAGAUGAUGCUAGCGUAUUUCAUCAAGCACGACAGACAGGCUUUACUUCAAACCGUGAGGGAUUGGCCAAAGGACAUCUACAACCUCACCGCUGUAAUCGUAGCCAUUCACUCGGAGCUCGACUCUUCGGCUAGUACUUCCACCUUCAAAUCGUCUACACAAGAGACGACGCUACUCAUGGAGUGUUUGGCGGAGCUAUACACGGCAAACCGCCAACCUGGCAAAGCUCUGCCUUUCUAUUUGCGCCUGCGACGGCCCAAUGUCUUCGACCUCAUUCGGGAGCAUAAUCUCUUUACUGAUGUCCGGGACCAAGCUUUGCUGCUAGUUGAAUUCGACCAAGAGCUCGUUGAACAGCGUAGAAAGAACGGAGAGAUUGUCAACGACAAAGAGAGCCCGGCGAUCACGUUGCUCGUAGAUCAUAUCCAUUCAAUACCUAUUGGUAGAGUCGUUCAGCAGCUCCAAAGCCGCCCCUACUAUCUUUUCCUGUAUCUCGACGCACUGUUCGAGAAGGACCCUUAUCUCACGGCCGACUUUGCUGACAUUCAGGUCAAACUGUACGCCGAAUAUGCGACUCUUCGGCUGAUUGACUUCCUACGUGCAAGUAAUUACUACAACCUAGAGAAUGCAUAUCAUAUCUGCAAAGACCGCGACUUAGUCACGGAGAUGGUGUUCCUCUUGGGUCGCAUGGGCAAUAACAAACAAGCUUUGACGCUCAUUAUCGAACGGCUAGGCGACGUCAAUAGGGCUAUUGAUUUUGCGAAGGAACAAGCAGAUGAUGAUCUAUGGGAAGACCUCUUGAAAUAUUCCGAAACGCGGCCCACUUUCAUCCGCGGCCUACUCGAGAAUGUCGGCGCGGAAAUCGACCCUAUCCGUCUUAUACGACGUAUCAAGAAUGGAUUAGAGAUUCCUGGUCUCAAGGACGCUUUGAUCAAGAUCUUGCACGACUUCCAUCUGCAGAUAUCCUUACUGGAGGGCUGUCAGACAGUUUUGAAUGGCGACAGCUCGGAUUUAGCGGGAAAACUACACAGAUACCAGAAUUCAGGGUUCUUCCUUGCUGGGAAAACGACAUGUCCGAUCUGUUCAAGAUCACUGCAUGGGCCACCACAAGAGCUCUUGCUCCUUUUCCUCUGCCGACACGCUGUCCAUGCCUCAUGCGUCGAAGGCGGAGACGACUUACCUUCGCACUCCGAAUUGGGCAUACGUAACCUUUCCCUGAAUGGGUCAAUAGACCGUAUAAUAAGCAACAAAUUGGCAUUGUGA
Molecule: messenger RNA, 2928 nt
Organism: Pleurotus ostreatus (oyster mushroom)
Lineage: Eukaryota; Fungi; Basidiomycota; Agaricomycetes; Agaricales; Pleurotaceae
Product: Vacuolar protein sorting-associated protein 41
Exons: 13
Coding region: 1-2928 (975 amino acids)
Biological process (GO): endosomal vesicle fusion; vesicle-mediated transport; cellular response to starvation
Cellular component (GO): HOPS complex; late endosome
Molecular function (GO): protein binding
Source: RefSeq, a predicted model, not a curated record